This is a messenger RNA of Oldenlandia corymbosa var. corymbosa, 1473 nucleotides long. The record is from the annotation of a GenBank genome assembly. Lineage: Eukaryota; Viridiplantae; Streptophyta; Magnoliopsida; Gentianales; Rubiaceae.
AUGGUAAAAAAAGAAUUGAUCUUCAUCCCAUGGCCUUUGAUGGGUCAUUGGGGACAGCAAGUUGAGCUUGCAAAGCUAAUCAUCAGUCGGGAUGCCAAUUUUUCCGUCAAAAUCCUGAUUUCCAGACUCCCUGAAUCCAUUGAUCCGGUUACCAAUACCUUGAUUGAUAAUCUCAUUAAUUAUUCCUCCUCCACCGCACCGGCCAUUGAAUUCAUAACCCUCCCUUCAGUUGAUCCCACCCCAGAAUGGACUUCCUUAAGCAGAGGUUAUUUUAUCCAGAAACAACUCGAUGCCCAGAAACCCCAUGUGAAGGAAUUCAUUCAGCAACGCCAAAUUGACGAAACAGGGGAAUCGAAAAGACUCGCCGGGAUAUUGGUGGAUAUGUUUUCCACUUCCAUGAUUGAUGUUGCAGAUGAGUUGGGUAUUCCCAGUUAUGUUUUCUUUACUUCAGGGAUGGCGUUUUUAGGCCUAAUGCUCCAUUUCCAGGAGCUUCAAGAUGAGAACGAUGUCGAUGUUUCCUCGGAGUUCACGAACUCGGAGAUUGAUCUGAAGUUUCCGAGUUUUGAAAACCCUGUACCAUCCUCUGUUUUGCCGAUGGUUUUGACAGAUAAACAGAUCUGGUUGAAGAGAUUCCUUCCAUGUGCUCGCGGGUACAGAAGGGCUAAAGGGAUCUUGGUUAACACAUUUUCAGAUCUGGAAUCAUACGCUCUGGAUUCUCUAGAUCAACAGGGGAAAAGACUUCCACGAAUUUACCCAGUUGGACCAGUUCUGAACAGAGUACAAAAUGCCAACCCUGAAAUUAAAUCGAGCAUUAUCAAAUGGCUGGACGAUCAGCCUCCAAAUUCAGUAAUCUAUAUUUCAUUUGGCAGCUUGGGAAGCUUGGAAAUGGACCAAGUGAGAGAACUAGCCACUGGGCUUGAAAGGAGUGGCUAUAGAUUCUUAUGGGUCCUCCGCCGGCCGCCUCCGAAGAACACCAUUGUGGAUUUCCCUAGUGGAUAUGAACAAUUUUGGGAUAUCUUGCCGGAUGGAUUUUUGGAUCGGACGGAAAGAUAUGGAAAAGUUGUGGGUUGGGCACCCCAAUUUGAUGUGCUGUCGCAUGAAGCUGUGGGUGGAUUUAUAUCUCAUUGUGGCUGGAAUUCCACAUUAGAGAGCAUUUGGUGUGGAGUGCCAUUAGCUACUUGGCCUUUAGAAUCUGAGCAACAAUUGAAUGCAUUUCAACUGGUUGUUGAAUUAGGAUUAUCUGUUGAAAUUAAAAUGGAUUUUUCAUGCAGAAAUGAAAAUCAGCGUCUUAUUGCAGCAGAAGAAAUAGAAAAAUCUGUGCUGACGGUGAUGAAGAGUGAUGGUGAAGUAAGGAAAAAGGUUCGGGAAAUGAGAGAUAGGAGUAGGACAAGUGUGGAAAAAGGAGGAACUUCCUAUGAAGCUCUUGAAAGCUUGAUUGACAACUUGCUGCAUAACCAGCUGUUAAAAGCUUGA